CCCACGAACUCCUCCCUGGGGCCUGCGUCUUACAUUAUGAUGUUCGUUAUGUCCGCUUGGAAGUGAGCAACUCUCUCCCACUUCCCAUUAUCCAGCAGCAUGGGCAGGGUAGUUACAAACAAGUCCGUCGCGUGCAUCCUGGUCGCCUGCAUUCUAGGAGCCACCCUGCGCAAUGUUGUAUUCGCACCGCCCGAAACCAACAUGGAGGCGGUAUCAUCUCUGGAUUUAGACACUCCCACGUCUCCACUCCAUCUAUUCCAAGAUUACUUUCCAGAGCUCAACUUGGUUGAUGACACUAGCCAAGUCCAAGAGGAGCGUCAGCCGGCUCCACUAGGUGAUCACUAUUACGGUGAUGACGGGUUACUCGUAGUCAACCCCAACGGACCUCAUCCAAUUAUCGAACUUAUAGAGCGUGCGGAGCAAGCUUGGGAAAAAAAGCUUGACCGCGCAAGCAACACUCUUAGCGAAGCUGUCGCCGAAUACAAACGAAGAUACCGCAGGUCUCCACCCAUUCAUUUCGAGAAAUGGUGGGAAUAUGUAGUGACACACAACGUCCAACUUCCAGACGAAUAUGAUGAGAUCUACCAAGAUUUGGAGCCUUUCUGGGGUAUUGAUCCCCUGGAUCUACAGACUACCCGAGAGCAUCUAGAGGCUCAAGACAACACCGUGGUUAUUGGGAAAUCAGAGCAAGGCUCCUUCAUCGAGGUCCUCGACUACCAUUUACCAGAAGACAGUGCAGAGAGACUCCUUGGUCGUAUUGAUCAUGUACUGCAACUCCUCCAGGAUGUAGAAGAAUUUCUGCCUCCUUUCCGCGCCGUUUUCUCCCCUCAUGACAAUCCCAGUAUGCUAUCAGACCACGGUGUAAAAUCCAUGGCCCUUGAUGCGGCUGCUGCUCGCACUACUGUGAAACGAAAUGAAUUACCAAUGGCACAACGGUCUGGAUGGCUCUCGGCCUGCCCUGCAUCAUCCCCUGCCUGGCAAUAUUCCCUCGAUCCCGAUAAGUCCCCCGAGCGCCCAUCUCAGAAAACCUUCAUUUCCGACCAUCGCCUCUCGAUGGACCCUUGCCUGAAUCCUUUUCUUUUCCGCAGCCACGGCCAAUUCCUGUCGCAUAACACGGGGCCGGAUCCUCAAAGCACACUCGUGCCGCGUUUUUCCCUAUGUUCAUCCGUGGUUCACCACGACAUUCGGCCAGCUGUUCCUUACGGGUGGGUUGAGGACCUUCCUGACUCAGCUAACCCGCCGUGGGAAGAGAGGAUAGACGAAAGAUUGCUCUGGCGCGGUACGAACACCGGCAUAUUCCAUGGCUCUAACACCAGGUGGAAGGAAGCGCACAGGGACCGUAUGGUAAGCUACGUCAACGAUAUGAACGGAACAGUGGAUGUGCUUCGUUCGCCCCUGAACGACUCUGAGCCUGUUGGAGAGCCCGUACCGUUGCGCAAAGCACACCUCAAUCCUGCAUUGCUCGACAUGCAAUUCGCCGGAACGGCAGGCUCUUGUUCACCAACUCUCUGUGGUCAGCUGGAUAGACUUUACGACUGGAGAAAAAUGCAGACGCACCAAGAGGCCGGCCGAUAUAAAUAUGUUUUCGAUAUCGACGGGCAUGGGUGGUCAGGGCGUUUUAAACGCCUCAUCACAUCAAAUUCCCUUGUAUUUAAAAAUACGAUAUACCCUGAAUGGUUUAUGGAUCGAGUUGCGCCCUGGGUGCACUACGUGCCUGUGCAGGUCGACCUGUCUGAUUUGUAUGAUACGUUUACGUUCUUCCGUGGUGGACUUCAAGGAGAAGGUGCGCAUGAAGACUUGGCGAAAAAAAUAGCUGCCGCAGGACGCGAAUGGAGCAAAACAUAUUGGAGGCGGGAAGAUCUGACAGCAUACACGUUCCGGUUAUUCCUCGAAUAUGCACGCGUCUCCAGUCUUGACCGCGAUGCAAUGUCAUACAAAGAAGAGACUUAGAGUGAUACCAGUGUACUUGUUUAACAGAAGAUCUUUCGACAGCUUGGAUUUGGCCGUAUCACGCAGGUUGAUGACAGAGCCUUUGUAUAAUCAAUUACCUCUUGACGAGUUCUCCGAUUGUUUCGCGUGGGAUUGCGUAGGAACAAGAACCGGUCACAAAUUGCACAAUGGGACCGGUCAUCGAUGUGUGAUGUGUCCUCGAUCCCGCCCCUUUUCUCUGAUCGUCAUCAGUACGUAACUAAUCACUGCGAUACUUUGAAUGUGACUCGCAUGCAUUUGGUGCCAUGGGCUGUCACCCAGGUAAUCAGUUUCUG
Molecule: messenger RNA, 2264 nt
Organism: Suillus clintonianus
Lineage: Eukaryota; Fungi; Basidiomycota; Agaricomycetes; Boletales; Suillaceae
Product: glycosyl transferase family 90-domain-containing protein
Exons: 6
Coding region: 100-1950 (616 amino acids)
Source: RefSeq, a predicted model, not a curated record